Chilo suppressalis (striped riceborer) is the source of this 684-nucleotide messenger RNA. Lineage: Eukaryota; Metazoa; Arthropoda; Insecta; Lepidoptera; Crambidae. The record is from the annotation of a GenBank genome assembly.
AUGAGACAAAGGGACACACCUUCUCGUUUCAAGAAAAAAGCUCAAGAGGAAUCGUCAACAUAUCAUGAAGACAAGAAAGGUCCACAAAAGAACGAGCAUUACGAUCCGAGUUAUGGCUUCGAGCCGUACUGGACGGGCGGCGACUGGGCACUGAACAAGUUCGCUGAGCAGCAUAAAACGAAUGGAUCUAAAUACCUGUGUGAAGAUACCCGAAGACAAUUGAAUUUGACUGAAUUCCUUGAGGACCGCAAGAGAGAGCAAGUUACCGUACAGCCCAGUGCGUACGGCGGUCCAAAGAGAAAUAAAUUUUACGACCCAAACUAUGGAUACGAGAUAUAUUGGGCAGACGGGAACUGGGUGUUGGAGUGGUUCCACAAGUUUCAAAGAAAGAACGAGUCUUCGUGCGACGAGAAGUGUGUGGCAAUGCACUACAAAUACGGUAAAGUUUGUGGCAGGAACAAGCGUUUCGAGUCGAGAACCUUUGACGACAUGUGCCAGAUGCGCCAUUUUGACUGCGCAGACGAUGAUGGUUGGGUACCAGUGUAUCGGGGUGAGUGUAGGCCUGAUCUGAAGGUGAUUACGACCUUACCCUCAAGUACCGUCACGCCACUACCGUUCCCUUCAAUGGCUGAUAUCUACGUCGCAGAAUUUGAGGCCAGACAUCCCCAUCUAAGCAACUACUAA